GGAGAGCAUUUAUACCACACUGAGCAGAGCGCUCUAGUAGUUGGAAGGAGUACAUCAUUAUAUCAACUGUGUCUUGAAGUCCUACCGACGUCCAUCUACAGCAAGAAUGAAAUUCUCAUUGUGCUGUUUCGUCGUUGCGGUUCUCGUGUGCGGUGUUAUGUCGCGCGACAUCAAGAUGAAGUGUACACCUGACUACAUGGAGGCAAUGCUCGACAAGAAACAGGUGGGAAGCCUUGACACAACCGAACUACAUCUGGAGGACGAAAACUGUAAAUCAACCAGAGAAACUGACGACUUCAUUAUCUUCCGUGCACCACUGGAUAGCUGUGGCACGAGCCAUAACGUCAGUGACGAUGGUAAAUACCUGGUGUACUAUAACUCUAUCACCGGCGAUCUCACCAAGCCAAACGACAGUUCUCUCAUCACCCGUGAACAUGAAGCAGUCAUGCCCUUCCAGUGCUCAUACGAAAGGAAAGUUGUAUUAAGUGUUAACGCGUUUACACCAAAACGUGCUAUGGUCUUCACAAGAACUGCGUCRUUUGGUAACUUUACCUUUACGAUGGAUAUGUAYAGAAAUGAGGAAUAUGAAGAGGCAUAUGGUGACGAUGAUUAUCCCAUCGACAUUGGUAUUGGACAACCCAUGUAUCUGGAAGUCGCUGUCGAAAGUCACCAAAAUAAUUCCGCAUUGUCUGUAAUUCCAAUUAUGUGUAAAGCCACUCCAACCAAGGGUUACGAUGACAAGCCGCAGUAUGUUUUCAUCAAUGAAAGCUGUGCCAUGGACAAAACUAUGAAGUAUGACUUCAAAGAGGCUAACAAACAAAGAUGGAGUAUGGCGUCCUUCAGGUUUCUUCCUGACUWCAAGAAUGUCUAUUUGCAUUGCAAGGUGACCGCUUGUCCUAAGGGAGACUCCAACUCGCGCUGUGCCAUGGGAUGCAARAACGACAAAUCGAGACGUCGUCGUCGUCGUGAAGCACCAACUCGAGACAUCGAGUUCGACUUGGCACUUGGACCAAUUAGUCAGUCGGAUAAACAACAGCGUUCGAUGGGCCGUCCAAAAGCUGCUUCAACAGGCAUGAUCACCAUGGUAACCAUCAUYGCUGGUGUUCUAGGCGUGGUCGCCCUUGCUUURAUCAUCAUUGUUGCUAUAGUUUURAAGCGUAAACAAGCGCCACCAAAACCCCAAAAGUUGCUCGUCAACGGCGAAGCAUAGACGUCCUUCGUACGCUUUAUUUUUUCAGUUUUCAUAGUUGUAAACAUCCUCGGGAACCCAUAGGCUGCCGAGGAUGCGUUGUAAACGAAUUGAUAGCGACGUACCUAGAUAGUGAUUAUUUUGGAUAAAAACAAUGGGUUCUUUGUAACGCUUUGAAAGUUGAUCUAAUUUAGUCGGUUUGAAUUGUUUCUUCGCUUGUUAAAGGAACUUGCUUGAUCUCUUUAAAAGCCAGAUGCUUUACGAUCUUAUUUGCCAAGUUAGGAUGAAUAAUCUUUGUCUUGCCUACAAAUUAGAGCGUAUAUAAAAUCACAAGCAGUUAUAAUAUUCAAGUGGAAUGAAGCAAUAUGAUUUGAUCAUAUUUAGGUUUUUUGAUGAAGACUUUUUUAACUUAACUAGUAGCUAGGUUUAUAUCAAUGUUUAGAAAUUUGUUAUACUAACAAAAAUGGAAGAUUGACGUGUAUGAAUACAAUUUGUUGUACAAAUAAACGUCUUUUCGWYUCAG
Exaiptasia diaphana is the source of this 1712-nucleotide messenger RNA. RefSeq names its product ZP domain-containing protein. Bases 107 to 1210 code for a protein of 367 amino acids. The transcript is spliced from 5 exons. The record is from RefSeq and is a predicted model, not a curated record. Lineage: Eukaryota; Metazoa; Cnidaria; Anthozoa; Actiniaria; Aiptasiidae.